AUGAUUUCAGAUACGGGUGUGAUGAGUGGAGCCAUGAUAUUCAUAAAGGAUGAUCUCAAAAUCAGCGACACUCAACAAGAAGUUCUCGCAGGAAUCUUAAACCUAUGUGCACUUGUGGGAUCCUUAACUGCUGGAAGAAUCUCAGAUUACAUUGGUCGACGCUACACAAUCGUCAUAGCCUCUCUCCUUUUCAUGGUUGGUUCGGUUCUCAUGGGCUACGGUCCAAACUACGUAAUUUUAAUGGUUGGAAGAUGUGUUGCUGGUGUUGGCGUCGGCUUUGCUCUUCUAAUAGCACCAAUAUAUUCCGCAGAAAUAUCCUCUGCAAAAUCAAGAGGCUUUCUCACCUCCUUACCAGAGCUUUGCAUUGGAAUUGGAAUUUUACUUGGUUACAUUGCAAACUACUUCUUGGGAAAAUUGACAUUGAAGCUUGGAUGGAGAUUGAUGCUUGGUCUUGCUGCAGUUCCUUCACUUGCUUUGGCUCUGGGAAUUUUGGCAUUGCCAGAGUCUCCAAGGUGGUUGGUGAUGCAAGGGAAAUUGGGAAAAGCAAAGAAAGUGUUGUUGCAAGUUUCAAAUACAGAACAAGAGGCUGAACUUCGCUUCAAGGAUAUUAAAAUCGCUGCUGGGAUUAACGAGAGUUCCACAGAGGAAAUGGUUAUGAAGCUCGCUGGAAAAAACCAUGGUGAAGGUGUUUGGAAAGACUUGUUUCUAAGGCCUUCUAGUUCUGUUCGUUGGAUCCUUAUUGCAGCGGUUGGGAUUCAUUUUUUCGAGCACGCAACUGGAAUUGAAGCUGUGAUGUUAUAUAGCCCAAGAAUCUUUAAAAAAGCUGGUGUUACCACCAAGGACAAGCUCUUGCUCACAACAAUUGGAGUAGGCGUUACCAAAAUCACUUUUCUGAUCAUAGCAUCAUUUUUGCUUGACAAAGUUGGAAGGAGGCGCCUCUUACUUGUGAGCACAGGAGGAAUGGUAUGUAGCCUUACAGUGUUGGGAUUUAGCUUGACCAUGGUGGAUAGUUCUCAGGAAAAGCUAUAUUGGGCGUUGGCACUCAGCAUAAUGGCGACUUACAUUUUUGUUGCGUUUUUUAACAUUGGGCUUGGGCCUGUCACGUGGGUUUAUAGUUCAGAGAUUUUUCCUUUGAAGCUGAGAGCACAAGGGGCGAGUAUAGGAGUUGCGGUGAACAGGGUCAUGAAUGCUAUUGUUUCUAUGAGUUUUAUUUCAAUCUACAAAGCAAUCACCAUAGGAGGGAGUUUUUUCAUGUUUGCUGGUAUUUCUAUAUUAGCUUGGUUAUUCUUUUACUUCUUCCUACCUGAAACCAAGGGUAAGGCCUUGGAAGAGAUGGAGAUGGUUUUCAGCAAAAACUAUAAUAAAAAUGUAACCACAGAAACUGAUCUGAGACAGAAUGCAUAGUAUGUGUUUAUUUUGGCUGAACUUGGUGUAAAGCCUUAGAAGGGAAGAGAACUUUUGACAUCAUGUAAAUU
Lotus japonicus is the source of this 1475-nucleotide messenger RNA. Its product is annotated as probable polyol transporter 3. The transcript has a single exon. Bases 1 to 1404 code for a protein of 467 amino acids. Gene Ontology annotation, biological process: transmembrane transport. The record is from RefSeq and is a predicted model, not a curated record. Gene Ontology annotation, cellular component: membrane. NCBI's taxonomy places the organism in Eukaryota, Viridiplantae, Streptophyta, Magnoliopsida, Fabales, Fabaceae. Gene Ontology annotation, molecular function: carbohydrate transmembrane transporter activity.